Molecule: messenger RNA, 883 nt
Organism: Frankliniella occidentalis (western flower thrips)
Lineage: Eukaryota; Metazoa; Arthropoda; Insecta; Thysanoptera; Thripidae
Product: glutathione S-transferase 1
Exons: 6
Coding region: 155-817 (220 amino acids)
Biological process (GO): glutathione metabolic process
Molecular function (GO): glutathione transferase activity
Source: RefSeq, a predicted model, not a curated record
AUCGAAUGACAGUCGACUGUUGUUGUUGUUAGUGUUUCGUUUUGUUAUUGUUUGUUGUGUGUAUAUUUGUUUUUCUUUGUUUUUUACAUUUAUCCAGGUUUAUCUGCACAUGUGGCUAUAGUUCUCCAGAGGUGCUAAGUUUGGGACUCCUACGAUGAGGCUCAUUGAACUUUAUGGUUUUAUUGCCAGCCCACCUCUUCGUGCAUCAAUGAUGACGUGUGAAGCAAUAGCCGUCAAAUACAAACUCAAGUUUCUUAAUGUUUUAAAAAUGGAUCAUCACAAACCAGAAUUCUUAAAACUAAAUCCAUUGCAUUCCAUUCCAACUAUGGUUGAUGGUGACUAUGUUCUUUUUGACAGUCAUGCCAUAUCCUCUUACCUUGUCAAUGCGUAUGGUAAUGAUGACAAGUGGUACCCCAAAGAACCCCGUCUUCGAGGAGUUGUUGAUCAACGACUGCAUUUCGACAAUGGUGUUCUUGGUCCAGCAUUCAAGAAGUUGGGAGUUCCUGUUUUGUUUGGCAAACAACCCAAUCCCAACCAUGUAAUUAGCUUGAAAGAAGCCUUACAAGACCUUGACAAACUCUUAGGUGACAGCCAAUUCAUAGCUCUUAGCUGGCCCACAAUUGCAGACUGCCAUUGUUCAUCAUCGGCCCUCAGUGCUGAGUGUGUGAUGCCCGAUAUUGUGCCACCACGAGUGUCUGCUUGGCUACGGCGCUGUGAAGAUGCACUCCCUGGUUUCCAAAAGGUUCACUCUCCUGCAGUUGAACAAUUAAAGCAAUUGUUUAGUACAGUUGACUUGAAGACAAUUUCAAAAUUGUAAUUUACAACAGAUUAACAAUUACUUUUAAACUGUUAAAAAUAAAGCAUUGGAUACAUUUCACAUAAA